Messenger RNA from Penicillium longicatenatum, 240 nucleotides. RefSeq lists its product as uncharacterized. Lineage: Eukaryota; Fungi; Ascomycota; Eurotiomycetes; Eurotiales; Aspergillaceae. The transcript has 2 exons. The record is from RefSeq and is a predicted model, not a curated record. Bases 1 to 240 code for a protein of 79 amino acids.
AUGAAUGACCAUGAGAUUGUUUUCACUCAUGCCGAUUUGUCACCGCGUAAUAUCCUCGUCGAAGGAGGCCGGGUCACAGCUAUUCUUGACUGGGAAUAUGCCGGCUGGUACCCGGAACACUGGGAAUACAUCCAGGCGCUUCGGCAACUGAAACCGAUGCCCGACUGGCCAGAAUACUUGUCACGUAUUCUUCCUCCCCGUUACGAGAGAGAAUACAUAGCUCGUCUUUUACGCCAUUAG